AUGACCGCGAAAAUCGAGGAAGUGAUCCGGUCACGUCUUGGCGUAGUGGAGGAAAUACUGGAAAUCACACAUCAGCCUGCUUUGUCGAUGGGCGUCAUUCAUCAUGGGAAAGAAGUCUUUAGACACAAUCGGGGCAUUAUCAACAAUGAGACUGGCCAAACACCAAACAGCGAUACUCUGUACUGCAUUGCAUCCCUUUCGAAAGCCUUCGUUUCUGCCGCUAUAGACAUUCUCGUCCAACGUCAGGAGCUGAGUUGGGACACAACAGUGGCCCAAGUUCUUCCAGGGUAUGGUCGAUAUGAUCAAGAUGCAAUGCUCAAUGGCAUGACGCUUCGAGAUAUCUGCUCUCAUCGGACUGGCCUUCAUGGUCUAGACGAAAUAAUUCAGGGCAUGGACGGGCGUAUCCUCCUUCCGAAAAGCGAGGUUGUCAAUAUCGUCAACGCCCUGCCCAAAAAGUUCGGAUUUCGGACAGACUUCCACUACAACAACGCCCUAUUCGAAUUGGCCGGUGCAAUAAUUGAACGAAUUUCUGGAUCCCAGACCUGGGGACACUUUCUCAAGGAAGAGCUGUUCGACCCACUAGAGAUGAAGCGGACAACGGCCUUUCGCAACGUCCACAAGACCGACGACAACAUUGCUACGCCAUACAUGUGUCUGACAGACGGCUCGCUAUGCAAAAUAGCACCCACCGAGCUAUCUGCGGAUUCUAUGAACGGUGGCUCUGGAGGACUCCGCAGCUCCGUGAAUGAUCUGCUCAAGUGGUGUUCCAGCCUGUUGGCAUCCUUUGAUGAGAAAAGCACCGCCAACCCCAUUCGUCACAGAUCACCAAUCUUUGAUCGCGCCAAUAUGGCCAAUCCGAGCUCUGUUGAAGAUGGCGACUACUGCACCGGGUGGUGCUAUCACCAAACCCCCUCGAAGCUGGGAUUAAUCUCCCCUAAUCGAAGCCUGCUCUCACCAGUUCUCGGGACCAAUUCUGAAUCCUUACUCGUCUACGGCCACCAAGGCGACGUUCCCGGGUAUACGUGUUCCUUGUAUCUUAUCCCAAAGACUCAGUCUGCUAUUGUCGUCCUAUCCAACGGUACUGGCCUCUCUGACGCUACCGACUGGAUUGCCCAGGAUAUCCUCCAGGCGAUGUACAGCCUGAAGCCAACCGUGGAUUUUGUCUUCAAUGCGCAUCAGGCAUCCAUUCUAUACAAGACCACGUUCAAGAGGCUGUUUCAGUUGCCUCUCGAGGAACAUAGAAAGAUGGGUACGCCUACUCCGCCCUUGGACGACUUCACUGGGGAGUAUGUAAUGGAGAACCUGGACAUCGCCACUCUCAACAUCAAAGCUGGCCCGGAAACCUCAUCAACUGGUCUUCGAAUGAGAGUCAAUGGUCUCGCGGACCAGGAGUACUACUUGUGGCAUUAUCAUGUGGACGUAUGGUGUUAUCUUCCGGAGAGCGCUGACCAAUGUUUGAGACGUGGUCUCGACAGAAGUGACUGGACCUCAUACCUUAUCUCAUUUCAGAGGGAUGCAGAAGGUCAAGUCGAGAAGUUGGGAUGGGAUAUGUGUGGUGUGAGUGUUGUUUUCUACAAACGAAAAUGA
Molecule: messenger RNA, 1587 nt
Organism: Colletotrichum tamarilloi
Lineage: Eukaryota; Fungi; Ascomycota; Sordariomycetes; Glomerellales; Glomerellaceae
Exons: 1
Coding region: 1-1587 (528 amino acids)
Source: RefSeq, a predicted model, not a curated record